This is a messenger RNA of Fusarium oxysporum Fo47, 3480 nucleotides long. RefSeq lists its product as uncharacterized. The coding region runs from base 1 to 3480 and encodes 1159 amino acids. The transcript has 8 exons. Lineage: Eukaryota; Fungi; Ascomycota; Sordariomycetes; Hypocreales; Nectriaceae. The record is from RefSeq and is a predicted model, not a curated record.
AUGAUUCCUCAUCAGACAUCGCAUCCACGGCGUGUUGCACCCUCAACAGGCGACUGCACCCAGUCCGACAGGAGUGUUGCUAUCACUGAGCUCGAGAAUGCAGUCGCUCACUUCCAAGCUACACUGACGGAUGAUGAUCGAAAACGCCUACAGGGCUUGAAGAACCUACCGCAUGAUGCCCAGUCGAUCAUUGUGUUUACAGCUGAGCUAGAUAUGCAGCAAAGUGGAAACCGGAGAGGUAAAAGCAUAGCUUCACGGCUUACAUCAUUUCUACAAAUUAUCCAACAAUUCACUCCCAUCAUCGAUACAUAUAUUCAAUCGAAUCCUGAUAUCAGCGCACUCAUCUGGGGUUCAAUUAAGUUGACAUUUAUGUUUCUCGCAAACUUUCUAUCCCAAUUUCAAUCCUUCGUUGAAUUAUUGCAAGGUUUCGGCUCUCUAUAUUCCAGACUUGGACACUAUCAGAUACUUUUCCAAGACUCGACCCGCUUGAAUGAUUCAAUUUGUCAAUUCCACACGUCUGUGAUUCUCUGCUGUGAAAAGGUUAUUUACCUUAUCCGUCAAUCUACAUUGACCAGUCAAGUCUGGAGAGCCAUCACAUGCUCAUUUCAGACUGAGAUUCGGAGCCAUGUCGAAAACGUCAAGACAAAAGCCGAGAAUGCGCAGAGCGAAAUUGAGUUGGCUAAAGCACAAGCUGAUUGCCAUGAGCAACAGCAGCAGACUGAGGAGAGGCAAAAGGCCUCAGAUUACAGACAGCAACUCUCUACGUGGGCAACAAAGUACAGCGCUGCCAUGAAAGAUUUGCAAGAUCUCAAGGAAAAGCAUGGCAGAGACAAGAAGCGAAGCAGGCUUAUCAAUGAGCUAGCAUCUUAUAAUUUCAUGCCAACAUUCAACAGCAUGCGCAACAAACGCCACAUGGGCACCGCUGAAUGGUGUUUUCACACACCUGAAUAUCAAGAGUGGGCUAACGCCAACAAAACAGCCGUCCUCCAUAUCACAGGGAAGAUCGGAUCUGGAAAGACAAUCUUAGCAUCCUCAAUUAUAGAGCGGCUGUGCCGUGCUCCAGUAUCUCGACAAUUCACCUCCUUCUUUUUCCUUCGUUUUGACGAAAGGAAAAGUCUCUCUGCCUCGACAGUUAUUCGGUCUUGUCUCCAGCAGCUUUUGGCAUCCCCUUUGAUCCAAAGCUUGGACUCAAGUGCCAUCUCUGAGCUGGAUGGCUGUCUAGAGCAAGCUAAGUCGUCGAUGUUCUCAGUUGAGUCAUUGAGAUUACUUUAUACUACCGCAGCAAAGAGCCUAGAUGAUUGGUUUAUUGUCAUCGACGGGUUGGACGAGGUCGACAUCGCAAGACAGAUAGGACUGUUGAAAUUCCUUCGCGAAGUUUUUAACCAGCUCCCAGAACCCCGUCGAAUCAAAGUAAUACUGUCAUCCCGCGAAACAUGCUCAAGCGACAUCGACCGAAUUCUAUCUGAAGCCACUCGUCUCUAUACUGGAUUGAAGCCUACGAGUUCAGAUAUUCGGUUGUAUGCCGAGGAUAUCAUUACGAACAAGGUUGCAUCCAAGGAGCUUAUAGUCAGUGAUCCAGAGCUGGUUGAUGAGAUCAUUGAAGUGAUACAUCAAAAGGAAAAGGGGAUGUUCUUGUGGGUUUUCCUCACGAUUGAUGACAUCUGCUCUCGAAAGUCUGAUAAGGACAUCAGACAGGCACUACGAGAUAUCCCAGUCGACCUCCCAGCCACAUUUGACCGCACCCUUGGCCGUAUAGCCGCAAAGAAAAACAACAAAUCGAUCGUUCAGAAGGCAUUCAUUCUGAUUCAAGGGUCUUUUGAGCCACUAACCCUUGAUCAACUUCGCGAGGCUCUCUCAGUCGAGAUAGGCCAGCAGACCCUUGACCAGGACGAUCUUGUUAGUGGCAUAGAUCGCCUACCUACGUGGUGCGAGAAUCUUAUAUGCGUGGAAGAGUCAGGUACUGUCCACUUUAGCCACCACUCGAUUGAGAAAUACCUUCUUACCCCAGGCUCGAGAGACUUUGGGGAUUUUCAUCUUGACGCAGACAAGUGUGAUCAAUUCAUGGGUGAGCUAUGCGUCACAUAUAUCAGCCUGGAUAACUUCCAGAGGGCAGUGGGAUUCGCGAGGAGCUUCAAUACAGACUCUUCGCACAUGAAUAUCGACAUGGGGGGACUGGCUGAGCAGACAAUGCAAAGCGCAGUCGGAGGUAGAAUUGGGUCCCUGAUUGGACGAUUUACACGAGAAGCCGUUCUGGCUUCGCGGUCAAGGAAGGCUCAACUUGGCAGAGUUCAAUGGACCGACUCCAUGCUCUCUUCAAUUCCCAUGCAUAGUUUCGGCCCUGCUCAGAGCACGAAGGGAUACACAUUCUUUGAAUAUGCCUCCGAACACUGGUUUAAGCAUCAGCUUUGUAUCGACUCGAUCAAGAACGAGGCUACAUGGAGAUUACUAGGCCAGAUUCUGCGAAGGCCCCGUCAAUACUCCCAGGGCGAGCCAUGGUUUGAGCUAGCCUGGACAAAGGGUGUCAGCGAGAUCGUCGGCAAUGAUGUCCUCUUAUUUGGCCCAGGGUUUGACUCGUACCGAGAAACCGCUGUAUCCCUGGAGACAGAUGAGAACAGCAGGCUCAUCAAUACAUCCACGCUAAGAGACCUUUGCCACGUUUUUAUGUAUGCCAUUCAGAAACGUAACGCAGGUCUUGCUUGCCGUGUGUUCAUGCUGCUCGUCGAGGACUACAAGAGGCCAGCGAAUCGCCGUCUUCACGGUUACCUUUCGGUUAUCAUAAACAGGAUGGCAGUGAGCAAGAAUCACGAGAUCUGUGAGAAUCGAUGUCUCAGCCGUGCAAGACUGCAACUAAACCACGUUGAUCUUGUCCGAGAAUUGAGGGCAGCGGUCGCUAGUGGAAUCUCAUAUUUCCCCCCGCUAGAUGGGAACGAGGCGCUUCGGAGCUGUACAUGUCCACGGGAAGCCGAUUAUUCCUUAAGGGAAGAAAUGUGUCAGCUUCUCGAGACUGGCUAUCGGCGACAUGAACAACCAUAUCUGUAUCCGUUCGCAGUCUUGGCUGAAGAACUCGGCACUGGUUCUUCAGUCGAAAGAUUACGUAACUUCAACCACGACAAACGGUUUGAAGUGGAGUUAAUCCUUUCUUCCAGGACGCGCCUGGGGAGAUCAUUCUUUGACAUUUUAAUCGAAGGGGCUUUGGUUGACAUGGAGCGUAUGAAAGUCUUCCUAGCAGAACGACUUCGUUCACCACAGAGACCGCGCGUUCAAGAUCAUGGUCUAUUUGGAUUCUUGGGGAAUUCAGAUCAGAGCCAACAUGUUUAUCUGCAGCGACGCCUGGACAGCACUCUUGCUUUUCUAGGUACCGUGCAGGCGGCAAAGUCAAGUGACAUACAGGUUGUUGAACGCUCACUGGCGAAGUGCUUAGAGGCUGGAGGAUAUUGCUACGGCAUCGCUGGCCAGUAUCCAUAUGCCAGGGCAUGGUAA